Molecule: messenger RNA, 771 nt
Organism: Trichoderma harzianum CBS 226.95
Lineage: Eukaryota; Fungi; Ascomycota; Sordariomycetes; Hypocreales; Hypocreaceae
Exons: 1
Coding region: 40-489 (149 amino acids)
Source: RefSeq, a predicted model, not a curated record
GGUUUUUCUUCAUUUUUUCGCUGUGAGGCUCCCUCUUCCAUGGACUUAGUCAUCUUGGCUAUCGAGGAGGCUAUUCCGCAAGAGGGAGCAUCCAGCACGCAUCAGGUUAGGGCCGCUGCAGCCGAGCGAGAAAUCCUCGGGACGGUGGAAGACGGAAGUGGAUCUGAUUGGACUUCGGCGGUGCGGGAAUCGGCAAGAAAGGGCAAGAACAAAGCAAAAAUACGGUAUGCAUGGGAGGGGCAACAAAGAGGGCAGCUACGGUCCGGUGAUGGCGGUCGGUCCUGCGCAAGUUGCGCUCUCGGCUCGAUAAAGGCAGACCUUGGCAGAGAAAUUCUUGUGGCGAGCAAACGGCAGUACCGCAACAAGGCGGUGGCGACGCCGGCGACGAUCGUCAUCGAGGGCCGCUCAUUGGAUCAGAAUUAUGGAAACAUGCCAACUUUUUGGAUUCUUGGUGUUCGAUUGAUUAUCCAUGGAUUUUCCUUUGUUUAAGCCUUAUGGGCAUUUCCACGAUCCCGGGGAAGGCCGCUUCGAUCUGAUGCGGAGAAGCAUGGCCUUGCCCUACUCAGCCGCAUCCUCGGGUUCUUCAAUUGCACCCCGCAGAUAUCAACCGACAACCGCCAUUGAGUAUCUACCUCCAGUAUUGAAGCUGAUGUUUCUUUUUUCUUAUAUCUCUACUGUACUAUAUCCAUACUGUAGGUAGCUUAGUACUAGCUAGGUGCCUUAUCAAAGGACCUUAAACACGUAGCAGCAGUAACAGUAGCAGCAACAGUA